CCGUUUGUCUUGAGAGACAUUUUCGUGGGUUUCACUCAUUGCGACAGCAGCGCCACAGUGAAUUUUCACAGAAAGUUUCCCCCGUGUGUUGAGUGUGUUAGAUAAAAGGAAAAACGCAAAAUGUCGCUCCUCUCAGCGAGAUUAGCUGCCUCUGUGGCACGCAACCUGCCCAGGACAUCCUCUCAGGUUGCCAAGAUCCUGUACCCAGCUACUUCCCUGGCCGCACGGAAAUUCCACGUUUCCAGCCAGCGGAAUGCCGAGAUCUCGGCAAUUCUCGAGGAGCGCAUCCUGGGUGCCGCCCCGAAGGCUGAUCUGGACGAAACGGGACGCGUGCUGAGCAUUGGAGACGGUAUUGCGCGUGUGUACGGUCUGAAGAACAUCCAGGCCGAUGAGAUGGUGGAAUUCUCAUCCGGUCUCAAGGGGAUGGCCCUCAAUUUGGAGCCCGACAACGUGGGUGUUGUGGUGUUCGGUAAUGACAAGCUCAUCAAGGAGGGUGACAUCGUGAAGCGUACCGGUGCCAUUGUGGACGUUCCCGUGGGUGAGGAGCUCCUUGGGCGCGUUGUUGAUGCCCUGGGUAAUCCCAUUGACGGCAAAGGUGCCAUUACGUCCAAGACACGCUUCCGUGUGGGUAUCAAAGCUCCCGGAAUCAUUCCACGUAUCUCCGUGCGCGAGCCCAUGCAGACCGGCAUAAAGGCCGUGGAUUCCCUCGUACCCAUUGGCCGUGGGCAGCGUGAGUUGAUCAUUGGUGAUCGUCAGACCGGUAAGACCUCCCUUGCCAUUGAUACCAUCAUCAAUCAGAAGCGCUUCAACGAUGGCCAGGAUGAGACGAAGAAGCUGUACUGCAUCUACGUCGCCAUUGGCCAGAAGAGGUCCACUGUGGCACAAAUUGUCAAGCGUCUCACCGACACUGGGGCCAUGAACUAUUCCAUCAUUGUCUCUGCCACGGCUUCCGAUGCUGCCCCACUGCAGUACUUGGCUCCCUAUUCUGGAUGUGCUAUGGGUGAAUUCUUCCGUGACAACGGAAAGCACGCCCUCAUCAUCUAUGACGAUCUUUCGAAGCAGGCUGUUGCCUAUCGUCAAAUGUCUCUGCUGCUGCGUCGUCCACCAGGUCGUGAGGCCUACCCCGGUGACGUGUUCUACCUCCAUUCGCGUCUCCUUGAGCGUGCAGCCAAGAUGAGCCCAGCCAUGGGUGGUGGUUCCCUCACUGCAUUGCCAGUCAUUGAGACCCAGGCUGGUGAUGUGUCCGCCUACAUCCCAACCAAUGUCAUCUCCAUCACCGACGGGCAGAUCUUCUUGGAAACUGAGCUCUUCUACAAGGGUAUCCGACCUGCCAUCAAUGUGGGUUUGUCCGUAUCCCGUGUGGGUUCAGCUGCCCAAACUAAGGCCAUGAAGCAAGUGGCUGGCUCCAUGAAGCUCGAAUUGGCGCAGUACCGUGAAGUGGCUGCUUUUGCGCAGUUCGGCUCUGAUUUGGAUGCUGCCACACAGCAGCUCCUCAAUCGUGGUGUUCGUCUUACGGAGCUCCUCAAGCAGGGACAGUAUGUGCCCAUGGCUAUUGAAGAGCAGGUUGCUGUCAUCUAUUGCGGUGUCCGAGGGCAUUUGGACAAGAUGGACCCACAGAAGAUUACGAAAUUCGAGAAGGAAUUCACGGAGCACGUGAAGAGCAAUGAGAAGGCACUCCUGCAGCAAAUUGCCACCGAUGGUAAGAUUACGGAGCAAACUGAUGCUAAGCUCAAGGAGAUUGUCACGAAAUUCUUGGCCACAUUCACGGGCUAAAAUGGGGAAGUUGCGUCUCUGUGCCCACAAAUUCUUAAAGCCUCCCCUUCCCCCCAACAUUUACCUUUAAAAUAAAAGGAAAAAAAAUUAAUAAAGAUUUCAAGAGAAUUAUUAAAAGAAAAAAGAAAUAGAAAAUAAACGAGAGAAAAGUAGUUAAAAAAAAAAUAAAAGAAGAGAGAAUUUCACGCAGACACCAUGUGAAUGCAUCGGAUUCGAUCGAAGAUGUGAGACGAAUGAUGUGCGAAAGGAAGUCUAAAUAAAUAAAAAAAAAGGUUAAAAAUUA
This is a messenger RNA of Lutzomyia longipalpis, 2056 nucleotides long. RefSeq names its product ATP synthase subunit alpha, mitochondrial (gene blw). Lineage: Eukaryota; Metazoa; Arthropoda; Insecta; Diptera; Psychodidae. The record is from RefSeq and is a predicted model, not a curated record. Gene Ontology annotation, biological process: proton transmembrane transport; proton motive force-driven ATP synthesis. Gene Ontology annotation, molecular function: proton-transporting ATP synthase activity, rotational mechanism; ATP binding; ADP binding. The coding region runs from base 121 to 1773 and encodes 550 amino acids. The transcript is spliced from 4 exons.